GUCGCUUGCCCCUCACCUGCCCUGGUAAAGUGUAGUCUCCGUCGUCUUUUCCAGCAGAAUUCCCUCCACUUAGCACAAACCCACCUUAAACAUGUACGUAAAGGAUGCACCAGUAAACCUUAAAGCUAGUGCCUCCUCGCUAUGUAAUAACCUAGCGAUUUGGCCCGUUAAAGAGAAAGAAACUAUCACUUAUGCGGUAGUACAUAAGGCGUUUGUCUGCCUUACGAAUGUCGCGAAGGGGUCGAUUCCAACUCAACGACAAGUUUCUUGCAAGGGAGAAGGUGCUCACAGCAGCUCCUCCGUGCUACAGGCUAAGUGGUGUGAGCUGCCUAAUAGAAAUGUCUUAGUAAUUGCAUCCGUCAAAGGUGUACAGAUGUUUGAUCCUGAUGGUUCAAUCAUGGUCUUCUGGCAAUCUCUGCCUCCUUGUGAGGCAACUGAAGUAUACUCUCAGUUUUCCAGGGGUAUUUGUGCUGUUGGCGAUAAAUAUAUAUGUGUUGGUUCAUCUGAUGGUGGUAUUAUGGUAUUUGAUGUGCCUGCCCGUGGUACAGGUGUUAAGCUACAGGAGACGUUGUCUAGUCACAAUGGAGCGAUCUGUGACUUGGUUAGCCAUGGAGGCAAGAUGGUGUCCAGUGAUGAAUCAGGUCACAUGAUCAUCUGGCAAUCUGGUGGACACUUUACUCAGCUUUCUCAGAUUAAAGGUUUCGGCAACCCUUGUUCAUCAAUUGCUCUCCUGCGCAACCUUGUGAUUGGAGGAUAUGGAACUGGCCACAUCAGGGUUUUCAAUGGUGCAACAGGCAAGCUACUGAUUGAAGUGUGUGCUCAUGCAAGGUGGAUAAAUGCUCUGGAUGUCGCCCCAGAUGCAGGACUGUUAUUGUCUGUGUCAGAAGACACCUUUGUGCGGGUUUGGCUAAUAAGUGGAGAGGAUGACAAACCAAAGUUUGAAAUGAAGUUCCAGCAUCCUGUAAAUGACAUCCAACUUUGUGGAGGGAAAUUCCUGGAUACUCAAGGGACAAGCUUUGGUGUCACUGGCUAUGACUUACCAGACAUUGUUGUAUUCAAGAAAUAGCCCCUUUGCUAUGACUGAGAUGGUGGUUGACAUCUUAAAGAUAUAACAAAGUCAAUAGAACAAAGAACAACACAGCUGUUAUCUAAUGCCAUUUGAGUUAGGGAGAGAAUGGUCCAGUUGAGUUGAAUUUUAGCAGAGAAUUACAUGAUAGUGUCCAAAAAGGGAGAAAGACUUAUUUAUUAUGCUAUGUUUAACCUCAUAACAGCAUACAAUUGGCAGAUCCAGAUUAUUUGUGCGUGUCGGGUGAACCUCUGGUGAGCAAAUUUAAUAAUAUGUUUCAUUUCUUGUAGCGGGCUAACCCUGGAUAUGAAGUGGGGGAAGGGGGUUAAUUGGCUAUUGAGGUCAGGUUGCUAUGUACGUCAACAGUGGAAGAGAAUGAAGGUGGUGUAUAUUGUCAAGUGCUUUUUAACAAUACAUAUUCCUUAUUAAAACCAAGCUAUUUACAA
Molecule: messenger RNA, 1512 nt
Organism: Nematostella vectensis (starlet sea anemone)
Lineage: Eukaryota; Metazoa; Cnidaria; Anthozoa; Actiniaria; Edwardsiidae
Product: WD repeat-containing protein 54
Exons: 8
Coding region: 92-1066 (324 amino acids)
Biological process (GO): sperm axoneme assembly; cilium-dependent cell motility; cilium assembly
Molecular function (GO): protein binding
Source: RefSeq, a predicted model, not a curated record